This is a messenger RNA of Jaminaea rosea, 4614 nucleotides long. RefSeq names its product P-loop containing nucleoside triphosphate hydrolase protein. Lineage: Eukaryota; Fungi; Basidiomycota; Exobasidiomycetes; Microstromatales. Gene Ontology annotation, molecular function: ATP binding; RNA binding. The transcript has 6 exons. Gene Ontology annotation, cellular component: intracellular anatomical structure. The record is from RefSeq and is a predicted model, not a curated record. The annotation marks the transcript as partial.
AUGGGCCAGCGCAAGAAGAGUGCCGCCAUCAAGUCGACGGGUGCUACCAGUUCGAAGGCGGCCCCCUUGCCCGACUGGGUCAAGGGAGGAGGCAAGCCACCUCCGCCCUCAGCCUCGUCGUCUUCUAUGCGCAGCCCGGACGACACCCGGCCGCCACCCUUGUUCCCGCCUGGCACCAAGACUCCACAGAAUCUCCUCAGCGAGCGACUGCAGAAGUUGCAUAAGGAUUGGAACAAGCCAGACGAGGCUGAUGGUGGCGCCAUCACUACCGCGGCAACUUCCGCCACUGACAAUAAGCCAGCAGUACCUUGGACGUGCUCAGUCACCCUCUCUCGCCAGAAUCCUCGCGACAAGUCCACUAACGAUGUGAUUAGAAUAGUUCCAGAUGACAAGGACAGUCGACAACGCUUCACAGCAGGCGAGGUCAUGUCUAAGGAGAUGGCACGACACUGGGGUGCCACCUACGUCCUCUUUCGCCUCUUUUCUACUCAGUCUUUGGGACUCAUGCUCCCGAAGCAGUUCAAGCAUUACUGGACACAGCUCGAAGCAUGGAAGAAGUCCGUCCCCGCCGAGCAACAGACAUUCCUCUUCGCCGCAGACCCCUUCACCGUCCAGGCACAGCAGAAGGCAGAAAAAGAGGCACGAGCCGCCAAGCGUGAGAGAGAGGAGCAGCGUAAGAAGGAGGCUAGAGAGACGGAGCCUGUGCCCAAUCUGCCAAAGAGGUGGAGAGAUGCAAAGGAGGCACGCAUGUCCAAGAGCAUGAGGGACUGGGUUGAGGAUGUCGUCAAGCGCGCCUCAGCUGCUUUGCCUGCGCUUCUCGAGGAAGCUGAAGAGACUCUGGAGGGCCAAGACGAGGCAGAGAGCUCAAACAAUCCAAAGCCAGCGCCCAAGCCAAUCGACGGGCCCGCGCUCACCAAACAGCUCACCACGCUGGGAUUCCGUCCCGGCUACAUCUCGUCAGCCCUGUCCUGGCUGCCCCGCGCCCGCAAAGCCAUCGCAUCGCACGGUGCCACUCGGGGCAACUACCUCCUCCAGACCAUCGCUACCCAGUCGGACCUGGACGCCAUCCUCACCUAUCUCACCCUCUAUGUGCCUGAGGAGGACCUACCUUCGCGCUUCAAAGCCGGCGUCACGAGCGAGUCAUUCAUCACCACUGCGGUCGCAAAGGGCAAGGAGGAUGGUCUCAAACUUCAGUAUGCCCUUGACCGCCUGACAAAGGGGGCAGGGUACCCCAAGUCUGCAGCGGAAAAGGAGCUGAGCAUUGGCAACGAGACGGAUGUGGGUAAACGGGAGGUCACUGCCAUGAGGAGGUUGGCGCGUCGUCUUGGAAAGCAGACAGAGCAACCCUCUGCACCCUCAUCGCCUUCAUCGCCUUCCGCAUCCCUCAAAGAGCUAUCACUGGACGACGGGCAAGGAGACGAAGGGUUACUCGACCGGCGAAAGGAUGAAAUGACGGUCAUCGAGUCUAUUCUCGGCACAGACCGUGUGCUCCCUCUAGAUCCCAAUGACCGCCCAUUGGGCUUCACCAGCUCGGACUGCUUCGACGUCGUCAUCGCUGGCCCGUCGCGCGCCAGAAUUGAGGGUCAGUGGGGCAAGGAGGACAUCCGCCUGCGCGUCCUUUGGAAGCACGACAGCUAUCCCAUUGAAAGCAGUGAUGCCGCUCCGCCUACUUUCUACGUGACCUCCCCUGGUCAGACGGCAUUGCCACCCUACUUGCGCCUGGCAUUGACGCAGCAUCUGCUGCGCAAGUUUGAAGAGUCUCAGGAAUGGAAGCAGCAACUGCAGGAAGGGCAGGGUGGGAUCGUGCUUGCUAUGGCGGAGGAGCUGGAGAGCUCUUGGAAGGGUAUUGUCCGAGGGGACAAGAUCAAAUUCGAAGAGGUCAUGGUAGGAUUCACGGCGCAGCCUUCGCGCUCGACCUCACCAUCUCAGCCAUCGUCGCCCUCGUCCAGCAAAGCAGCAGUGCGCAAGCCGACUGCCCCCACCGGCCCUCGUCACCUACCUCCGCGCCCGAUUCUUCGAGACUUUGCAGUCGACAACAAGCUCUCGCAGCGAGCGAAGGCAUUCAAGUCCUCGGCACAAGGCGGCGAGCUCCUCGCUGCGCGCAACAGCCUACCCAUCGCACGUCACUACCCCGAGAUUGUCGCUACGUUGGCAAACCACCGCCUCACGCUCCUCACCGGUUCCACGGGCUCGGGAAAGACGACACAGCUGCCGCAAUUCAUUCUCGAUUCAGAGAUCGAGCAGGGCAAGGGAAGCACAUGCAAAAUCAUCGUCACGCAGCCUCGCCGUGUCAGCGCUAUGAGCAUCGCAGAUCGAGUGGCGCACGAGCGUGGUGAGCGGGUAGGUGACACGGUCGGUUGGUCCGUUCGCGGCGAGCGCCGUGUGGGGCCGAACAAUCGCAUCCUCUUCACCACAACCGGUCUUCUGCUCCGUCGUCUCACCUCAGAGCCGGAUCUAGCUUCCGUCUCUCACCUGCUCAUCGACGAGAUCCACGAGAGAUCCCUCGACUCGGACUUGUUGCUGCUGGAAGUCUCCGCCCUCCUGAAAGUCAACCCUCGCAUCAAGGUCGUGCUCAUGAGCGCCACACUGCAAAAGGACAAGUAUAUCAACUACUUUGCCAAGCGCAUCCCUGGCGGCAACAACGGCAUUGGCAGCAUAGACGUGGAGGGUCGCACUCAUCCUGUAGAGGACUUCUACCUCGAGGACCUGGUUCAGGCCAUCAGCUUCCGUCCUUCUUCCUCGAGCCCGGCGUCGUACUCUGCGAGCAGGGACAAGGCCGGCCCCCUCAAGGGUUUGCGAGUAGAUGCGUUCAACCGUGGUCUGUCUGAGGGCGAUAUCACUGCCAUGGAGGUGCUGGAGCGCCAAGGUCCGGGUCUGACGCCGCAGGACUACGAGCUCAUUGGCAAAGCCGUGAGACACGUCGUGCACAGAGAGACUGGUAAGGAAAGCCAGGCCAAGGCUUCAGGCGAGAAAGAUGUGCAGCUCGGCGCAGUCCUCGUUUUCAUGAGCGGCGUUGGGGAGAUUCGGCAGGCGAUCGACGCCAUUAGGCAGCUCAAUAACAACCCGCCGGUCGAGGUCAUGCCUCUCCAUUCCAAUUUGAGCAGCGAAGAGCAACAGCGCGUCUUUGGUCCCACGAGCGACCCGCAGUUGCGCAAAGUCGUCGUUGCGACCAACGUGGCAGAGGCCUCCAUCACGAUUGACGGCGUUACCGCCGUCGUGGACACGGGCAGAGUAAAGGAGAUGUCUUAUGACCCCGAAGCAGGCUUGAGCAGGUUGGUGGAGAAGAUGACGAGCCGAGCUUCGGCGACGCAGCGACGAGGUCGAGCAGGCCGCACUCGACCUGGAGAGUGCUGGAAGCUCUUUAGUCGCACCAUGGAGGCAAGGGUUAUGCCUCCAAAUGGCCAGCCGGAGAUGCAGCGCGUCCCUCUGGAGAAUGUGGUGCUAUACGCCCUUACGAUGGGCAAGGAGGACCCAGGGGGCUACCUCAGCGAGGCUGUGGACCCGCCCUCGCUCGCCUCCAUCAGCAGUGCCAUCGCAAACCUGCAUGAGGCUGGUGCGAUCCGCCCGGUUUUGUCGGCCUCCAAGAGCACCCUCACCACCUCCCCUCUUGGUCGGCACCUUGCCUCCCUCCCGCUGGACCUGCGCCUCGCCAAGCUCCUCAUCCUCGGUUCUCUCCUCCACUGUCUCUCCCCUCUUCUCACCAUCGCCGCCCUCAUGUCCACCACCAAGCCACUCUACGCCGCCUCCUUCGAGCAGCGCGACGCUCUCGCCCUCAUGCGCGCUCGCGAGGCCGAGGCACGCGGUACACGCUCUGACCUGCUCACCGACGCGGCCUUGUACGAGGAGUAUGCCGCUUUCACCAGUAAGCCAACGACCAAUUCUGCGAUUAGGAACAAGGUGGCCAAGCAAUUUGUUGAAGGUCACUUUCUCAGUCAGGCAGGAUUGAGGGAGGUCGCCAACGCGAGGGGAGAUUUGUUGAGAGAUGUGAUGGACAUUGGCUUCGCGCCGCGCGACUACAAGAGUUGGACUGGGCAUGAAUUGGAUGAGCAUGCGGGAGACAUGAGUACGCUGAGAGCGUUACUCGCUGCUAGUCUGUGGCCGCAGGUAGUCAGAGUGGCACAGCCUGAGGCUAGGUACCAGGAAUCUUCCUCCGGUGCGAUCGCCAAAGACCCCGAAGCUCGUCAAGUCCGUCUAUUCUCGGACCCCAUUGGCACGUCCCCCUCUUCCACCAGCAGCGCUACGGGUGGUCGUGUCUUCCUCCACCCCUCGUCGGUCCUCUUCUCGAGCACGAAGAUUGACAGCAGUCACCUCGCAGUAUGGCGCAAGAGUGACACUAGCAAGCCGUCGGUGGCCAGCAAAGAUGCAAAGGUCUUCCUACGCGAUGCGACUGAGGUCCCUGUUUAUGCCUUGCUGCUGUUCUGCGGCAGAUUGAAGGUACAUGCUAUGAUGGGCGGUAUCUCCGCCAACAGCCGUCCCACAACACCCGCUACCGCUCCCAUCCCUCCGCCCGCCAACGAGGAAGGCUCGGUCCGCAUUCGUGCCCCAGCACGCAUUGCUGUCUUGUCAGCUCAAUUGCGGCGACUUCUCGAUGCUCACCUGGCCGAGGCUUUCGAG